GGGGACAACAGACCCGACAAAGAACUGUAUUGAGUUGAAUUCUCAGCCUGUAGGACUGGAGAGGAUCAAUAAAACAAUUUACGUGGGAACAAUGGAUGAAUCUCUACACUGCUACACAUCUAAGGGUAAGAAGUUGUGGACAGUAAAGCUACCGGGGAGUAUGACGACUAUGGAGGUGAUAGACUACAAGAGUAAGGGCUUUAAGGCGGUGAUAGUGGCCCUCAAUAACUGUCAGGUCCACAUCUAUAAGGAGAAGUACCUUGUCAACGUCAUCAAGACGGACGACGUCGUCACCGGGCUCAAGUUCGGACAGUUUGGCCGGGAGGAAGGAACUCUCAUAAUGACCUUGAAAGGUGGAGGGCUGAUGAUUAAGAUUCUGAAGAGGAAUGCCACGUUUGAGGAGAAGGAUUUGUCUGGGGGUCCCCCCGCCGCUCAGAACUCUCGCCUCAACGUCCCGAAGAAAACCAAACUGUUUGUGGAUCAGACCAUGAGGGAGAGAGAAAGCGCUGUCACCAUGCACAGGACGUUCCAGAGGGACUUGUAUCUACUGAGGCUGAACACACUUAGGGAGUACGCCAAGUCCUUAGACAACAGCAUGAAUCCCAUCUCAUCUGAUCCCACCGAGCCUCUCAAACUCAAUGCUCAGGUCCAAGGAAUUGGUCCUACCUUCAAACUAACAGUCAAUCUACAGAACACGUCCCUCAGUCAGCCCUCCACCAGUCUACUGAUUACGUUCUUAUACGAUGAGAAACUGUACUCCUUCAAAAAAUCCUUCAUUGAGGUGCCUAUGCUGGUUCCCGGCCUGAAUUAUGCCUUUGAGACGUUUGUUGAAUGUUUGAGUGACAAAGGGGUCUCAGACAAUAUCAAGGUGUUUGUUCUGAAGGACGGGAAGAGUGUUCCCAUCAUUACAGGGGUCAUCAGCAUGCCUGUCAGCGAGGGAUUGGUGGUGGUCUGAGGUCACCAGAGGUCAACUAAGGUCAUACACCUACACCCACGCCAAACCUAUUUUUCUCUUUUGGUGUGAAUUUCAGUCAGUGAAGAAACAUUUUCUGAAAUGUACAAUUGAACUUUUAUUCCAUGAUGGAAAUAUUAACAUUCAAAAUAUGAACUGCUUAUGUGCAAUGAUAAAACAUUGAGAUAACCGAAUUUGUAAUUUUUUACAGGGUGAAUGUUAUCUUUCU
This is a messenger RNA of Saccostrea cuccullata (small rock oyster), 1181 nucleotides long. RefSeq names its product Bardet-Biedl syndrome 1 protein-like. Gene Ontology annotation, cellular component: axoneme; BBSome; centrosome. The transcript is spliced from 7 exons. Gene Ontology annotation, molecular function: smoothened binding; patched binding. The annotation marks the transcript as partial. Gene Ontology annotation, biological process: non-motile cilium assembly; protein localization to cilium. NCBI's taxonomy places the organism in Eukaryota, Metazoa, Mollusca, Bivalvia, Ostreida, Ostreidae. The record is from RefSeq and is a predicted model, not a curated record.